Messenger RNA from Zingiber officinale, 1065 nucleotides. RefSeq lists its product as uncharacterized. The record is from RefSeq and is a predicted model, not a curated record. The coding region runs from base 61 to 1026 and encodes 321 amino acids. The transcript is spliced from 3 exons. NCBI's taxonomy places the organism in Eukaryota, Viridiplantae, Streptophyta, Magnoliopsida, Zingiberales, Zingiberaceae.
AUGUGUUAGAUCCUCCGGGAAGAGAUUUUGUUGUUUCAUCAGUCAGAGUUAGAUUACAUUAUGGGAGGGCAUAAUCCAAGUAUCGAAAUUGAGAAGUAUGAUUGGUCAAAGACAAAUGUUGCCAUGUUUGUCGAUAUCAUUUAUGAAAAAGUGAAGCACAAUAAGUUACAAACAUCUACCUUCACUAAUACGGUUUGGGAGGAGAUCAACAAAGAAUUAUAUCAGGUUACGAACAAGAAUUAUGGUGUAGAAAGGCUCAAAGGUAAAUGGAAUCGUCUACGCACAAGACAACGUCUUUUUGCAGCAUUGCUUGCGCAUACUGGUGUGACAAUGGAUCCUGACACCAAUAAAGUGAAUGCUCCAGAGGAAGUGUGGGCAGAAUUUUAUCUGAAAAAUAAAAAGGAGUAUAAGUCAAUACGAAAGGAAGGAUGUGAUCAUUUUCACAUUCUUAGUGAAAUUUUCGGCGGGACAACUGCAACUGGUGAUAUGCAUAGAGCUUCUACUCAAUUACCUCCCACAUCUGAUGAAGAGAGAGAGCUCGAAGAAGCAUUCAUUAACAGAGGUGUCAGCUCAUAUGUUGAAGUUGUCGAUGACGAGAAUGAGGACGUUGGAGGGGAACCUAACAAUCGCCGACGUCGUAGUACAGAAUCAACUGAGAGUCAUCGACGUAAAGAUCCUAAGCGUUCAAAAACUGAAAAAUAUGAUGCUUAUAUGGACAAGUGGAGUGAUACCUUGCAACACCUGAGUCAAGAAUCUAUUGCUAGGCAAAAAUACCUGGAUUUGAGGGCUACUAAGUUAGAACGCGAACAAGAAAUUUCUUCCUCUACUGGAACGAGCGGGUUCAGUGAUCCUUACUCUAUAGAUAUGUGCAUGCAGGUUUUAAAUCAGAUGGAUGACUUAUCAAACCAAGUGUACACAAAAGCUACAGAAGCUUUCGGUAAACCUUGGCUACGAGAGGUUUUCAUGAAAAUUCCAUCAAAUAGGAGAGCUGGAUGGUUGGAUUGCCUCAAUCUCGACCGUGUGUAGGGUCAUAUGUUGACAAGUUCAUGGGGAUUGCUUUUAUUA